UUUGAUGAACUUUUCAAAGUUGUUUGAAUACUUCUGACUACACUUUAUGAAAUGUCCGGCUCACGCAAAUGGCGUGGUGCGCUCGCAUGUGUGCUUUGGGCAAGUGUGAUUGUAUGUUUUUUGACAACAGGGACAACAAGACAUCCACCGCGUUCAGUGAAGCUACGUGGUCUACCUCUUCGUGUUGACGUGGGCGAAGGAAAGGGGUUUUGGGCAGCCGUGCAGAAUGCGGCGAGUAGGAGCAAGACUGAUGACCAGACACAUAUGGAGAGCAUUGUUGCGCUUGCAUACAGUCACAUGAAUUCCAGCAAAAUUGUUGACAGGGGUGAUGCGAUACAGGCUUUGGUGCGGUCAAUGGAGACGACAGGAUUGUUCACCUUGGUCUUAGGGGGCAAGAACUUAGGAAAAACAUUUCUCAAAAAAGAAGCUCUGCAAAGGUGUGGUUCCAACGUGAUGGUCCUCUCAGAGGACAUGAGAAGCCAUCCUGGAGAAAAUUUGCUGGAGGUGUUGCUACAAGUUGCUAACAGUACCGUGGAGAACAUGACUACUGAAGAAGAGUUCAAGCCAUUCAUUCCUGCACUUUCGGCGAUUUUGACUGCAGCUUUUACGGUUGUUGAAAACCUCGGUUCUGCAGCGGCUCCCAUCGCCAACUAUGUGAGGGAUGCAUUCGUGCUACUUGUUGCAGAAAAAAGGAAAAGGGUUAGGAUUGCACUGGAUGAAUUUCUACGGAUCGUGGGCAGAACAUCCAAAAAACCUGCAAUUGUGGUGGACGAGGCAAACCUUGCACUACCCGGCUUGACAAACGGACAGGAUGGCGGGGAGAGGCGCGAAGCGAAGUCAGCUUUGGCCGCGAUGACACAAUGGACAAAGCAAGACAAGCUGUCGAGCGUAGUCCUCAUCUCCUCAGAGUUUGGGUAUCCCUUCCGCCUGCAAGCUGCAGGGUUAGACCUCAGGGACAUCGGCAACAUCAUUGUCAUCGGCGAAGUGCCAGAGUCAGACAUGAUCAAGAUGCUGCAGGAUGAUUGGGGUAUGGACGCAGACUUGGCAGAGAUGUUCUACAACUACUUCGGCGGCGACAUUUACACCACCAAGCAGGCCUUGGAGAGCCUCAUUUGGAAGAAAGAUACCUUCGACCCCUUUGCGGUUGUGCGAUGUCCAGGGCUGCCUUCGUGUGCGAAAAAUGCACCGGCAAGGGCUCACCUGGAGAACAUCGCCAAGCAAGGCUUCUCUUUGGUGGAGGAUGUGAAGACAGACGAAGGUGCAAGAAUGAUUGCGGAGGAGAACGUGGGCGGGGUCAUCGACAAGGAUGCCAUCACAUUUGGUUUGCCACCCAUCUUCACCGGCACAGACAAGGAAUGGGCUGUCAUCCCAUCGUCCUAUCACAUGAAGCUGCUGAUUGCCCGUAAGCUCCAACAAAUUCCUUUGCCAACAUCAGGUGGUACUGGGACUGCACAACCAGCCGUUUGGGUGAGACAAAUCCGCAAGGACUGCAGAGAAGUGCAUUCAAUGACUGUGUAAAAAACAUUUUGUUUCAGCAAAGUCGUUGCUCUGACCAAAGCAGUGCACUGAUGACUUUCGGACAGUUCCAGCGCGACGGUCGAGGAGGUCGAAGAUCACCUGUUCGCCACCUUUCUUCUGGUAGUCCUCUUCCUUCAGGUGCUCGACCACUUCCAGUGCACGGCCGCUCAACAACGUCCAGAUGAACGAUCCCCGCGCUUCCUCACCAAGCUUGUCCAUGGUCCUCAUCUUGUUGAGGGCCCAUUGCUUCCACCUGCGAUACUCCCGCUAAUCGCAGUCAUCUCCACUGAACAUCCGCAUGGAUGUUCCUGCUUCCAUGGCUUCCUACGCGCGGCACGGUCGGCGCUCCGAUGAACUACCUAGUUCACCCAGGAGCCAGGCGCUUUUCACCUGGCUCCGCUACCAAUUAUGGUAGCCCACAGACCUACACCCGCACUCCACGCGGACCUUUUUCCCGCUAGGGCUUGAGAGUCCCUGACGAAGCGGCACGGUUGGCACAGAUCGACA
Durusdinium trenchii is the source of this 2025-nucleotide messenger RNA. The record is from the annotation of a GenBank genome assembly. Lineage: Eukaryota; Dinophyceae; Suessiales; Symbiodiniaceae.